UCUUCAGCAACUGCCGGUCAUAAGCACACGGGAUCCAGCAAUGAGAGGGUGGAUGACCUGUCUACUGGUGACGGUGGAGGCGCUGGUGGUGGUGGUGGUGGCGGUGGAAGGCGCCGAGACAGUCCCUUCAAGACUCGACACUGUUGCCAAUCCCGAGGAAGAAGGUUUCAGUCUGAUGGUGCCCGUGUCCCUUCUGAUGCAAGACGCCCCUGAGGAUCCCAGCCUACCCCUCACCACGCCCGCGCCCGUCAAGAGAGCAGGGAGGAGGUUCCGGACUGCCUCCAGCAGUAUGAACGAGUACCAGAUGUGUAGACCCAGCAGGCGGGAGAUGCUGGCUUUACUACUGGCGCUGCACGAGGUGAGGCAAGGACGCAACACUGGGACGCUAGUAAGGCUCUGCAACACACACACCCGCCCAGCCUCCCUCGAUACCAACAUUCGCUUCAUGGGGUGAGCCGCGGCACGAGAUGGAAAGGAUGGGUGGAUAGGAUAGAAGAAAGAACAUAGAUGGAUGGGAACAGGAAGAAAUGGAAGGGAUAAUACGGAGGAAAGGAAUAAUGGAUGGAAAGACAAGAAAUGGAUGGAUGGUAAAAGGAAGAAUGAGAAAAUGGACGGAUGGAUGGAAAUGAAGAAGAAAUAGA
Portunus trituberculatus (swimming crab) is the source of this 641-nucleotide messenger RNA. RefSeq lists its product as uncharacterized. The transcript has 4 exons. The record is from RefSeq and is a predicted model, not a curated record. Lineage: Eukaryota; Metazoa; Arthropoda; Malacostraca; Decapoda; Portunidae. The coding region runs from base 41 to 454 and encodes 137 amino acids.